This is a messenger RNA of Metopolophium dirhodum (rose-grain aphid), 882 nucleotides long. RefSeq lists its product as uncharacterized. Lineage: Eukaryota; Metazoa; Arthropoda; Insecta; Hemiptera; Aphididae. The coding region runs from base 1 to 882 and encodes 293 amino acids. The transcript has a single exon. The record is from RefSeq and is a predicted model, not a curated record.
AUGGCUUUUGAAAUAUUAAAAACUGAAAGAGGAAAAAGUAUGCUUUCAUUCAAUGGUUAUAUUUUCGUAAAAGAAAAAGAAAGUGACGUUAAAUCAAUAUGGAAAUGUAACCAAUAUUUUAAAAACAAAUGUCGAGGACGCGUUCAUUUAAGUGAUGGAAAAAUAUUAAAAAGUACUGACCAUAACCACGUUCCGAAUUCAACAGACACUAAUGUUAAAAAAACUCUAAAUUUACUAAAAGAAAUAGCUACCAAUAACGUUGAUGCAAGUUCUCAUUCUGUAGUAGCUACAGCAUUAUCUCAAAUCCCUACAGAAUGUGCGGCUCAGUUACCUAAUAUUCAUAGACUCAAGCGUACUAUACAACGACUACGUAAACAACAACUUCAAUUACCAAAAGAGCCAACCGAUUUCAAUUUUAGUAUACCUGACGAGAUGACAAAAACCACUGACGGUAAUCUUUUUUUACAAUAUGACAGUGGUAUUAAUACAGACAGAAUUUUAAUUUUUUCAACAACAAAUUUAUUAAAACUUAUGACGCAAUGUAACAAUUGGUUUUGUGAUGGCACAUUUUCAAGUGCUCCAACUUUAUUUUAUCAAGUUUAUACUAUUCAUGCAGUACAAUAUUCAAAUGUUUUACCAUCAGCUUACGUCUUAUUACCCGAUAAAAAAGAAAAAACGUAUAGACGUAUGUUUCAAGCAUUAAAAAGUAUUACUACUGGAUUAUGUCCUAAAACUAUCAUGGUUGAUUUUGAAAAAGCUGCGAUGAACGCGAUAAAUUAUGAAUUUCCAGAAACAGAAGUAAAAGGAUGCUUUUUUUAUUUUUCACAGUGUAUAUGGCAACAAAUUCAAGAUGACUCAACUAUUUUGAAGAAACUUGCAUAG